Molecule: messenger RNA, 2239 nt
Organism: Annulohypoxylon truncatum
Lineage: Eukaryota; Fungi; Ascomycota; Sordariomycetes; Xylariales; Hypoxylaceae
Product: DEAD-domain-containing protein
Exons: 1
Coding region: 110-1735 (541 amino acids)
Molecular function (GO): RNA helicase activity; ATP binding; nucleic acid binding
Source: RefSeq, a predicted model, not a curated record
AAUCUUUGGUAGCGCUCAGCUAUGUAGAUGUUCACUGAUGCGUCUGGGAUCCUAUAUCAAAAAUUAGAUCACACGAUUGCGUACGCUCUAUCUGCAUAUUAAUAUUAACAUGCCGGCAUCCGUAACUGUGGCCGACAUAGCCGCUGGAUCUGGCUCAGAAUCCGAGUUGGACGACCAAACAGUGAACUCACCCACAUCAAAUGCAAGUGAGUCGUCAUCAGACGCCGAAUCCGACUCGCUCGACAGUGCAGCUUCUCGAAAAAAACGCAAGAUCUCUAAUGAUCUAGCACCUGUCGCUGCCGACUUGGUUACGUCAUCUAUAAACGUACCAUCUAGGAUCAAGCGGAAGAAUGCCGCCGUCGUGCAAACUAAGCCGGUGGAAGACACAGUACCUACGGCCGUUUCGGUGAUCAACUCAGUCGCCGCACCCGUGGAUCGUCAUACGACGUUCGAGUCCUUGAAACUCAGGCCAUGGCUUGUCCAGUCUCUUGCCAACAUGGCAAUCAAGAGGCCCACGGGAAUCCAGAAAGCUUGUAUCCCCGAAAUCCUCAAGGGUCGAGAUUGUAUCGGAACAAGCAGAACCGGUUCGGGAAAGACGGUUGCUUUUGCUGCUCCUAUUCUGCAGAAAUGGGCUGAAGACCCGAGCUCGAUUUACGCCGUCGUCCUGACUGCGACUCGGGAAUUAGCCCUGCAGAUCUACGAGCAGUUCAAGGCGAUAUCAUCACCUCAGUCUCUUAAAGUGAUUUUGGUCACUGGAGGAUCUGAUAUGCGCCCCCAAGCUAUCGCUCUAGCCCAGAGGCCCCAUGUCGUGAUCGCUACACCUGGCCGCCUAGCCGAUCAUAUCCGUUCUUCCGGGGAGGAUACUAUCUGUGGCCUACGACGGGCAAAGUUCGUCGUCCUUGACGAGGCCGAUCGAUUAUUAUCUGCCGGUGGACCUGGUAGCAUGCUACCAGAUAUAGAAGAGUGUCUCGGCGUCCUUCCGCCAUCAACUCAGAGACAAACUCUUCUAUUCACUGCUACUAUCACCCCUGAAGUCCGCGCGCUCAAAGACAUGCCGCCAAAACCCGGGAAGGAGCCAGCUUUCGUAUGCGAGGUCGAUACGCAGAAGCUUGCCGUUCCAACGACCCUACACCAGAUGUAUAUCCAGGUCAAUGUCACGCACAAGGAAUACUAUCUACACGCUUUCCUCCUAACGGAAGCCAAUAUUGAGAAAUCACUUAUCAUCUUCUGUAAUCGGACCUCUACUGCCGAGUAUCUUCACCACUUAUUACGUCUACUUGAGCAUCGCGUGACGUCUCUACACUCCAGGUUACCCCAAAGACAGCGCGUCGAUAAUCUGGGCAGAUUCCGGGCAUCAGCUGCACGGAUCCUUGUUGCCACAGACGUCGCCUCCCGAGGUUUAGAUAUCCCGGAGGUUAGCCUUGUAGUGAACUACGACGUGCCGCAGGACCCGGAUGACUAUAUCCACCGUGUGGGACGUACCGCCCGAGCAGGGCGAAAAGGUGACGCCGUCACUUUCAUCGGGCAACGAGACGUGGAGCGCAUCCACGCCAUAGAAACGCGCGUGGGUAGGGAGCUAGAGGAGUGGGAGGAGGAAGGCGUUAACCUGGAAACCAGGUUCAUCCGCGACCACAUGAAAGAGGUCGGCGAGAAGAAGAGAGAAGCUUUGCUAAAUAUCGAGGAGCAUCGGGAAGUCGGAGGAAAGAGGAAGCGGAAGAAGCUUCGGCUCGAGUGAUCCUCAUAGUGAAGAGGAACUUUGCUUAGCUGCCUACCUAUAGAUGGAUAGAGAAAAAUAAGGAAUAAUGUCUUUAGCUAUAUCGUACUUCGAUAAGUUGUCACGUGGUCUCACUUGUCUACUACUUAGAAUACUAUGGCAGUAUAAGGUACGUCUUUUCUUGGGCCCGCAUGAGUUACCUGUUAAUCUUGCAGAAUGACGCUAUUAUCCCCCCUCACAAGUUCUAGGCUAUCUGUGGCUUGCAUUCGACGCGGAGAUAUCUAUUUCAUGGAAGUAGGGGGUGGAACCAUCAACAACGUCUAGAACAAGAUAAAUAUGAGACCCCAUUAUUCAGGGGCGCGAACUGUCUCGUAUCGGCCGAGUGACUGCCAAGGCUAAGUGACGUCUUCACUUGAGUGUAAGCCUCCUAAGCCAUGGCUAGAGAGAAACAGAGCGUCGGGACCGCCUAAAAUUGUAAGGAACCAGCUAUUCUUCAUAUUGAUUGACAUUUUUGCUUUUCUUCAA